UCUUCCGUCCAAAUCUCCAGGAUUAAUUGAAUUAUCUCAGCAUUUCCGUGGGCUCAUUUGGAGGACAUUAUAGCUGCUCCGGGCUAAACAAGUCACUGUUCUGAGACCCGUUUUUUGUUUGUUUGCUCUUUUUAUUUCUUUGUGAUCAUUCUAGCUGCAGACUUGUCGAGAUGAAGGACCGACUGGCGCAGCUGAAAGAGAAGGCUGAUGCUGGAGGCGAUGACAUUGAGGUUCCUGUGGAGAAUGAGGCUUUCAUGGAUGAUUUCUUUAAUCAGGCUGAAGAUAUCCGUAGCAGCAUUGACAAGAUUGACGAGAAUGUCACAGAAAUAAAAAAACUUUACUCCACCAUCUUGUCUGCCCCGACAUCUGAACAGAAAACACAAGAUGACGUUGAAGCCCUCACCAACGAGAUCAAGAAGUCAGCCAACAAUGCAAGAAACAAACUUAAAUGUAUUGAGGGCCAGCUUGAGUCGAACAAAGAUGAGAGAGCCGGCGCAGACAUUAGGAUACGCAAAUCACAGCAUGCCAUCCUGGCCAAGAAGUUUGUAGAGGUGAUGACCAAAUACAACGAGGCUCAGGUUGACUUCAGAGAUAAGAGCAAAGGACGAAUUGCCCGUCAGCUGGAGAUCACCGGAAAAGCUACAACGGAUGAGGAGCUGGAAGAGAUGCUCGAGGGAGGCAACUCAGCCGUCUUUAGUGCUGGGAUAAUGGACUCUAAGAUCAACCAACAGGCCUUGAAUGAGAUUGAGGCACGUCAUAAAGACAUCAUGAGGCUGGAAAGUAGCAUCAAAGAGCUGCAUGACAUGUUUGUUGACAUUGCCAUGCUGGUUGAGAAUCAGGGUGGUAUGAUUGACAGAAUUGAGGGCAACAUGGACCAGUCGGUGGGCUUUGUAGAGAGAGCAGUGGCCGACACCAAAAAGGCAGCCAAAUUCCAGCAGGAGGCGCGCAGAAAACAAAUGAUGAUCUUCUGCUGCUGUGUUAUCUUGGCCUUGAUACUGGGUUCAUUUGUCUUCAGCUUCUUCAAGUAGAAGCAUCGAUUUAGACCCACCACAGGCUGUCCACAAUGUUAAGGAGGAUAAGGAGGUGGUCACAACAUGGGCUCAGUUUACUGUCACUUCUGUUUUUUAUUCAUUAAAAUAAAGCUAACUCUGGCCAAAGAAGAUACCGUUAAAUGAUCCCAUUUAGAUUGAAUUAACCUGUCCCUUACAGAUUAAAAUUAACUGCAGAACUAAUUGAGAGCCACAUGAUGUCAGAUGGAUACACAAAGCAUAACGACAAAUAGACAACGCAACAAUAUUUGAACCACCAGACCAAUAGUUACACAAAAUAUCUGAAUAUUAAUGUCUUCAUAAAUAUCAGAUGUAUUGCAGAGCAAUGCCUAAAAUCAGUGUUUCUCUCUGACACACUGAAGGAAGAAAAUGUUCCAUUCACAAUGACAAAGUCCAAUUAUUUUCUUUGGCUAUGAGAAGCAACUAUAGUUACUGUGGCAGCAUGAACAUGCAUUUCUGCGGUAUUGUGUGCAGGAUUUGUCAGUAAAUUACUUUGUAUAUGUGUAGGACUUUUCAUUAGCGUUGAGUUUAAAAUAGCUGGAAAAGUCGACCAGAUAGACACUGGACAACAAGUCAAGAGGUCACAAAAAUGUGUAAAUUUGUGUAAAUCCUGAUGCUAUCGUGGACUAGCAGGGUAUUUCAUUUGCUUUUAUUUACAUUUUUGUCCACUUUCACUGAAAAGUCAGCUUAUACUCAUUUUCAACUGGAAGGAAAAGCUUCCUUACAACGCUGUCAAACUUCUUUCUUGAAGUGAUCUAUGAAGUGAGUUUUAUUGGCUCAGGAACUACUUUCUCAAAUGAUUCAAACACUCAUAAGACACUGAAUAGUUGUCAGGAUCUGCCUUCUCAAAUACAUUGAAACGUAAACGAAAAGUGAAAUGUUGUUAUAUGCCCCGGAAAGAAAAACAAUGAUUUGUUGAUGAGUAAAGAAUGAAUAUCAGCAGCUGCUCACAGAUGAACAAAGUGAAAGCAGACAGACAUCAGACAGAUAUCCCUGUAGCAUAGCAGCAUGACCAGCCACUGCACAUCAGCAAGGUCCAUAUGUAUGCACCUUGUAUAUCUGAGUAUCAGUAUAUAUCGUAGUACACUGGUGUUAUGCUUUUGUACAUUUGUGUUUUAAUUAGGAAACCAUGCUACUGUGCUUAGUAUAAUAGUAUAUUGACAGCAUCUAAUGAUACCUGCAGCUGCCAUGACUCCAUAGUACGCCUUUAUUCAAAACUCUAUCAAUUUAAUGAAUAUUGUCAUUGUCAAUAAUGUCAUGUGUGGGAUUAGAA
This is a messenger RNA of Pungitius pungitius (ninespine stickleback), 2322 nucleotides long. RefSeq names its product syntaxin-3-like. The transcript has 10 exons. Gene Ontology annotation, cellular component: plasma membrane; postsynapse; SNARE complex. Gene Ontology annotation, molecular function: SNARE binding; SNAP receptor activity. Gene Ontology annotation, biological process: synaptic vesicle fusion to presynaptic active zone membrane; exocytic insertion of neurotransmitter receptor to postsynaptic membrane; intracellular protein transport. NCBI's taxonomy places the organism in Eukaryota, Metazoa, Chordata, Actinopteri, Perciformes, Gasterosteidae. The record is from RefSeq and is a predicted model, not a curated record. Bases 171 to 1028 code for a protein of 285 amino acids.